Solea solea (common sole) is the source of this 4197-nucleotide messenger RNA. RefSeq names its product cilia- and flagella-associated protein 251. The transcript is spliced from 5 exons. The record is from RefSeq and is a predicted model, not a curated record. Lineage: Eukaryota; Metazoa; Chordata; Actinopteri; Pleuronectiformes; Soleidae. Bases 127 to 1287 code for a protein of 386 amino acids.
AUCCGCGGCUCGGCUCCUCCUCCCCCGGUUUGUGUGUGUGUGUGUGUGUGAGUGAGAGAGAGAGAGAGAGUCUCCAGUCCGUUAUUUGAAGGUUGUCUCGUGCAGGAGUGUCACUCUCCAGAUCUUAUGGGACUCCUGAUAACCGCAGUGUUCCUCUGUGCUGCAGUCGGAGUGGGAAGCCGGCCAGUGACCUCACCCCACAGUGAUGCCAAGGUGCAGGUUGAAUGUAUCAUUGAAGAGACGCUGAAUGAGAAUGGGUCACAUGAUGAGUGUGGGCCACAGCUGGCAGAGGAACUCUCCAAAGUGCAGAGACAUGAGGGUCUGCUGAGGGAGCUCCAGAGGCUGGCUGACCAUGAGAAAGAGAGGGAGCGUCAGCAUUACGACUACGACUUUGAGCAGAGGGAUGAGGAAGAGGAGGAGGAGAGAGAAACUACUGACCAUUUGAACAAGACAGACGGAGAGGACACCAAAGAGUUGAUGGAGAAGCCACGAAUCGAGGACAGAGGGAGAGAUGAUGAAGAGGAGAGAGCCAGGGAGCUUGAGGAACUGCUGGCUGAAGAGAUAACUAAGAAAGGGAAGGAGGAGAGGAAUGAUGAAGAGCUAAAAGAGCUGCUGAAAGAGUUGAAAAAGAGGCGAUAUGAGGCUGUGAGGGAGAGAGAGAUCCAGAGAGGCUCAGAGCUAGAGCAGGGGAAGGAGAAGAAGAAAAAGGACAAAGACAAUGAAGAACAAUCAGUGGAGAAGCAAAGGGUUGAAGAGAGGAGGAACAACAAGGUGGAGCUGAUGAUGGAAAAGGAGAAGGUGGAAAAUGAGCUAAAGGAGCUUCUCAAAGAGCAGGACAACAAGAACAAGCUGCAACAGGAGCAGGAGUGGAAGGAGAAGCAAGAGGAGCUGGAUGAACUUGAGAGGAAGAUGAAACAUGUGCAGCAGGAGGAGGAUAUUCAGGGCAGAACAGAAGGUGACUCGCAGGUGGAAGAGAAGACUGUAAAGGAUGAGGGAGAACGAGUCAAGGAGACUGAGGGUAAAGCAGGAGCAUCCCAGAUGAAGGAGCCCCAACAGAAGAGGGUGAUGGAGAAAGCCAGCGAUGAAGCCACACGGCAGUUUGAGCAGGAACACUACAAGAAUCAGGAGGAAGAGGAGGAGGAAUACGUCAGACAGGAUGAAAAGGGGCAAGAGGAAGAAGACAACGAUGAGGCUGUUGAGGAAGAAGAUGAAGGCGAGGAGCUGCUGGAGAUUGAGGCCGAGCUGCAAAAGGUGGCAGCAGAACUGAGAGAGCUUCGCAGAGGAUGAGUCCCGCGGUCUGCUGAGAGGACUCUUUGUUUUAUUCACUUUCACACAUUCAUGAGAAACAUCAGUGUACGUACGCUUUAAGAUGGUCUGGAACAGAUCACUGUUUCCCCAGUGCUCUUUCAGAUGUCUCCAUGUCUCUCAUGUGUCUCAUGUCUCCAUGUCUCUAUGAGAGACAUGAGACACAUGGAGCUGCAGACAUGGAGCUCAUGUCUGCAGCUCCAUGUGUCUCAUGGAGACACAUGAGUUGAGCUCCAUGUGUCUCCAUGUGUCUCAUGUCUGCAGCUCCAUGUGUCUCCAUGUGUCUCAUGUGUUUCCAUGUGUCCUAUGUGUCUCAUGUCUCCAUGUGUCUCAUGUGUUUCCAUGUGUCCCAUGUGUCCCAUGUGUCCCAUGUGUCUCAUGGGUCUCAUGUCUCCAUGUCUCUCAUGUCUCCAUGUGUUUCCAUGUGUCCCAUGUGUCCCAUGUGUCUCAUGGGUCUCAUGAGUACUGGCGCUCACUCAGUGCUUUUCCUGUCAGUGAACUGAACUGAAGUCUUAUGUGUAUUUGAAGUAUUUGAAGUAUAAUAAUUGAUUAUUUGAUAUUUCAUUGACGACUGCUGUAUGUGUAAACUGAUGGUGACUCUUCUACACUGGUCAUUAUCAUCAUCUUUUGGCUCAUGCACUGUUAAAAACAAGACUGUUUGAUUUGAACCACGGUGACGUUGAGUUUCCCAGCACGUGGUUAGUGUGCACUGAAAGGACGAGAUGUACUCAGAGCUUACAAGGUCUUAAAAGUGUCACUUCAGGUUCUCAGUCAGCUUUGCACUCUUAUCUUAACAUGCCACGGAGGAGCCAAGAGCAGAGUGACACACUAAAGCCAUCUGUUGACAAUCACUGAUAAACUCAUGUCAUCUGUCUACAUAUCAGCUGCCAUAAGCCCCUUUCCACUCCCAUGUUCUCCCCGUGUGUGCGUGGGUUUUCUCCGGGUUCUCCGGGUUCUCCGGGUUCCGCCCACACAGUCCAAAAACGUGCAACAUGGGGAUCAGGUGAUUGGUCAUAGGUGUGAGGGUGACGUCCAGUGUCUGUGUCAGACGGAGUCUGUGCUCCGGUCAUGGAGGAAGAACUGAACUAACUGACUCUAAUGAUUCAAUACACUGAAAACAACUGCUUUACAAGUCACGCAUCACAAGUGUGUGAGUGAGUGAGUGAGUAGUGAGUGAGUGAGUGAUGGAAACACAACCAGAACUGUGAAGUGGUGAGACAGGUGAGCUGAGCUUAGACCAUGUAGUGGAAACACGGCAAUAGUCUUUCUGCCAAUGUCAUAGAAAUGAUUAAGUCACGCCCCCAAGAGGACUCUGUGUGGACAUGCACAUGGUGCAAAUUUAACAGGGUUACAGUGGAAGCCCACUUCACUGCAAUAAUACAGUGCAGAAAACAGCACAUGGGAAUGCAAUAAUUAUUCCAAUAAGUCAUAACGUCAUAUAUUUUAAUAUGUAAUCAAAGUGCAUGGUUUUUAGCCAAUAUUUACAGUUUCAGAAACCAUCAUGAAGCAACACUAACGUCUAUUCCAAAGAGUAGAUUUCUGUUCACUGAAGAAUAAAUAAAAAAAUGAAUCGUUUGUAAUUUUCUGUUAAUAUUAGGAAUAUUGGCUUUUUUUACCGAUAUUCGAUGUGCUGAUGUUGUCCAACACUUAAUUUCCAAUUCAAAUAUCAACCGAUACGAUACCGAUAUAUAUAUACAGGCUUAUUCCCCACAAAACUCAUUUUAGGUCACAUCUCAUAUUUCCUGCUGUGGAAUUAAAACAUAUUGCCUACUUUUAUUGUUCAUAUAAAGAUCUAUAAAAACCUCUUAUAGAUCAUUAUAUUCUAUUUUUUUAAUUCAUGGAGUUUCACAUUUGUAAAACCUUCCUAAAGGCCAUGAAAAGCCCAGAGUGACGUGUCACGGCUGUGUAGGAGCACAGCAAAGCGCGGUCACGUGACGUCUCGUGAACGACGCUACUGUCAGUGAACUGUACGAAAUUAAAACUUUAUGAGAAAUGAGGUUUUAGUUAUUUAUUCGUCGCUCAGUAGGAUUUAUUUUAAAGCUUAUUAUCGAUGUAUUACCGAGCUGCUGCGUGGAUUCACUGACAUGCUGCACUUUAUCACUUUGUUGUAUAAAUAUUUAAAAUGUGUUAUUACAUAUAAGUUUUAUGACGUCAAAUAAACAUAAUUACAGAAUGAACAGAAACAUGUUCUACUCUGUACACUGUAGGGUUUUUUUCAGUUUACAGCAAAUUUCAUCAUUAUUAUACAUUAAAUGACAUUUUUAAAAUGCAUUAUAAAUAUGCUAAAUACUAAAUACAGCAUUGUAAAAAUAACACCUAUUAAAAUAUGUUAUAUUAAAUGCUUAAAUAUCACAGUAAACACAACUGUGUGACUCCCAUCAUGCUUUUGGCUGCUCAUGCACGACUUGUUCACGUAGCUGAGAGGCAUGAUGGGAGUAACUCUACCAUUGUUGUGCUGUUUUCAUACAUGUGACACUAGAUUACUGCUACCUUUGUGUUUGUCUGUUGUGAGUGUUCAUGCAGUUCAUGCAGUUUCUAAAUCAACGCUGUGACUGUUAUAUAAAUAAAAGGCACUUUUACCUCGAAUCAAUUAUUGCUUACUGCGUCUCCAGCUCGCCACAAUGUCCUGAUAUUAUCGGACAUCCCUGGUUGAUACACAGUACAAGUGCAAAAUAUCUCCACAUAAUGUGUUUUACAAACAAGCAAGAAUGAAUGAAUGAAGUGUUACUUUCUGCGCAUAGAGGACAUUUUAAGUAACGGUCAAAGGAAAAUAAAGGAAAAUAAAACCCUGAAACAUGAUUUGUAAUACUACUGGCUGCUCAAAGUGCUGUAUGCUGUGCCUGGUGUAUCUUCUUCUUAUGCUACCUGUCAAUCAAUAAAUGGAAAAUGGUU